This is a messenger RNA of Aedes albopictus (Asian tiger mosquito), 4362 nucleotides long. RefSeq lists its product as uncharacterized. The record is from RefSeq and is a predicted model, not a curated record. The transcript has a single exon. The coding region runs from base 1 to 4362 and encodes 1453 amino acids. Lineage: Eukaryota; Metazoa; Arthropoda; Insecta; Diptera; Culicidae.
AUGUCGAGUCGAACUCUACGAUCAAAUCGGUCCGGCAAACCGAACCAAGUGGUUGGUGCGAAAAAUAGUGCAAAUAGUGGGGUGCAAGUGGUGGUUACGGGUGAUCCAGAGGAGUCCCAUCCCGGACGGACAUGCCAAGUCUGCCGAGGAAUGGACACGGACGAGAUGGUUCAAUGUGACGACUGCCAGAAGUGGCAUCACUUCCAGUGUGUGGGAGUAACGCAGCAGAUCGAAAAUUUCCCGUGGAGUUGUGCCAAAUGUGGAAUAGCAAAAGGUGUCCAGGAAUCAAUUUCAACUGCAGGUGCUCAUCAAGGAAGUGGCGGUGUAUCGGUGCGGUUGUCGGAAGUCGACUUGAAUUCGUUACCAGUAUUACCACACCAGCAGGUCGAAACGCAGCCGCAGACUAGCAGAGUAACAGAUGGGACCAUUCAAAAGAAAAAUGUGAAUCAAACUCCAUUCGUGACUUUCUUGAGAUGGGUAGUCAAUACUAGCAGAGAGCCGUCUAGAAAUGCUUCGAGAGCUUCUUCGGUAUCGUCAAGUCACUCCUCGCAAGCGCUCGCUAAGUUGAAACUACAAAAGUUGGAGGAGUUGAGGGCUAUUGAACGGCGUGAAGCAGAACAGCAACGAGCAAUCGUAGCUGAUGAAGCGAAGAAGGAAAAGGCUUAUCUGGAUCAGAAGUAUCAUCUACUAGAGCAAGCCAUGUCUGAAAGCGGUUCUUCUAGGGACGAUUCAGUGAGCAGAACUGAACACUGGGUAGCAAGCACGAGCCAGCCGAGACUGCUGAACACCGGGGAUCAACUUGACCUAAACCAGCGCUUUGGUAAGAUACAACUUGCUCACACGACCAGUGUAAGGGUCGGUAGUAGCCGCUCCUCGCUACCAGAACCAAACCCACCGGAUCCAUUCCCAGUGCCGGAGUCCUUGCUAACUUACUCCGUGGAUCCACCAGCCACGGACGGUAGGAUGCAGCCAUUGACAGUAGGAUCGGUAAAUCCAGUUCUACAAGGCACCCAAACUGAACCGGUCACUUCUAUGGAAGCCCAGCGCCGAGUUUCGAUUGCGCAAACUCCUCACUCCGGAGCAUAUGGAGUGUUUCAGUCCGGUCGGUCGCUGGAUGCAACACGCUCGGCACCGCAUUCUGCACUGCGAGUUCAACCACGCAAUUCAGUUUCCCGAAACCCUGAAGCGAAUCAGCCUUGUCAAUUCUCUCAAGGUGUUUCAACUCCGGAGUAUCAACAGUUUGCUCCACAUCCGAUCCAAUCACGAGUUCAUCUUCCGAAUGCUCCCCAUUCUUCUACCAUGCGAGCCAGUCGUGUCUACGACCAUGAGGAAGAUAUGGACCCAUGCCCGAUUUCUCGAAAGCAACUGGCUGCCCGACAAGCGAUUACGAAAGAUCUACCUGCAUUUUCUGGGAACCCAGAGGAAUGGCCUCUGUUCUUCUCAACCUUCAACAGCACGACAACAUUGUGUGGCUUUACCAACGAGGAGAAUAUUGUUCGCUUGCAGAGAAGCUUGAAGGGCCGAGCAUAUGAGGCAGUAAAAAGUAGGCUGUUACACCCGGCAAACGUGAAUGGGGUCAUAUCAACACUGAAGAUGCUCUUUGGACAGCCUGAGUUAAUCGUACAUACUAUGAUGUCCAAAAUCAACUCUCUUCCGUCAUUAAGAGAGGACAAAUUGGAAGCCCUAGUGGAUUUCGCCGUUAGCGUCGAAAACUUCUGCGCGACAGCGGAUGCGUGUGGAUUAGAGGAAUACCUUUACAAUAUUUCCUUUCUUCACCAACUCGUCAACAAGCUGCCACCAUCGAUAAAAUUGAACUGGGCGCAAUAUAGGCGAACACUUCCAACGGUUAACUUGUCCUCCUUUAGCAACUGGUUGUACUCACUUGCUGAAGCUGCUAGCGCCAUCACCAUCCCGAACGUGACCUUCGAAUCCAAGACAGUACGUAGCGACUCACGCACAACAAAAAGAAACAAUCCGUAUGUGAAUGCCCACUCUGAAGAAGCCUCUUCGGGGUUUCACUCUGCAGCCCCAUCCAACGUGGAAACUGCGACUGGCCGCUGCCCAGUUUGUGAAGAAAGCUGCACAUCGAUUGCCAAUUGUAAAGGCUUCCUGGAACUCUCCCGAGAUGCCCGCUGGGCAACUGUUCGAGAUUUGGGGCUAUGCCGCAGAUGUCUUCGGCAACAUAAGGGAUGGUGUCAAGCAAAACUAUGCGGGAGGAAUGGCUGUGAGCUCAAACAUCACGAGUUACUGCACAACGAACAGAAAGGCGUACAGCUGCCGUCGACUACUUCUUCGAAUAAUCCAAACGAAGCCUCGCCGGCUCAGGGCCAAUACUCCACUCCACAUCCAGUGCCAAUCUCGUCCGAACACGGGUGUCACGCUCAUCAGGUUACUUCUAGCCAAGUAUUAUUCCGCUAUCUACCCAUUGUGCUACAUGGAAAGUAUCAUUCGAUUCAGACGUUCGCUUUUCUUGAUGACGGAUCGGAACUCACAUUGCUAGACAACGAAUUAGCGGAUGAACUGCAGCUUGAAGGAGAGCCGAUGCCAUUAUGUCUGCACUGGACGGGAGGAGCGAAGCGUCGAGAAGAAGAAUCAAGGAGCGUCAAACUAGAAGUGUCUGCAAAGCAUAAUGAAUCGAAAACGUACUCUAUAACGGGUGUACGAACAGUAGCGGAACUGCUCCUUCCCUCGCAAACGCUGAAUCUCGAAGAGCUAUCCCAACGAUACCCGCACCUAAAGGGUUUGCCAAUCAGUUCUUAUCAGAAUGUUCGGCCGAGGAUUCUCAUUGGCAUGAAGGACCAGCACCUCAGCUUAGUCCAAAAGAGCCGCGAGGGUGCUCUGCAUCAACCGAUCGCCGUGAAAACACGUCUUGGGUGGACAGUUUGCGGAGGAGGAAAUCAAGACAACUCUGCUAAUCUUGCUCACUCAGUAUUCCACGUAUGCGCUUGCGAUUCGUUGUCGGAUGUCAACCUGCAUCAAAAAAUGAAGGAAUAUUUUGCAGUAGAUAGCCUGGGAGUAGCUCAGCCGUUGAAGACACUUCGCUCUACCGAGGAGGAGCGAGCCAUCUCUCUUCUGGAAGCUCGCACGAUUUUCAAGGGGGACCGUUACGAAACCGGUCUACUAUGGCGAUAUGACAACCCACGUCUGCCUGACAGCCUUCCAAUGGCACUCCAGCGACUUCAGUGCCUUAAAAAGCGAAUGGACAAGAACCCGAAACUCGCCGAGGCCCUCAAUCAAAAAAUCUCCGAUCUCGUCGUGAAGGGGUACGCUAGAAAGCUAAAUGAAGAAGAGCUGAACCAAAAAUAUCCAAGGAUAUGGUACCUUCCAAUAUUUCCUGUUACGAACAUAAACAAACCUGGAAAGAUUCGAAUGGUCUGGGACGCAGCUGCGACCACACACGGUGUAUCUCUGAACUCUGCCUUACUCAAGGGACCCGAUCAGCUUUCUGAACUCUUCGCCAUACUGGUCCAGUUCCGUGAAGGCCGUAUCGCGUUAUCCGGAGACGUACGUGAGAUGUUCCUGCAAGUGCUUAUGCGCGCAGAGGAUCAGCAAUGCCAGCGUUUUCUAUGGUACGACCAGGAUGGAACCCUGCAUGUCUACGUUCUGCAGGUGAUGAGUUUCGGAGCAUGCUGUUCUCCUUCUAGCGCACACUACGUCAAAAAUUUGAAUGCCAAACGGUUCCAGGGCGAUUAUCCCGCGGCCGCUGAAGUGAUUAUAAAGCGCCAUUACGUCGAUGACAUGCUGGUGAGUGUAGCCACAGAAGAGGAAGCGAUCAAACUCGCCCAGCAAGUGAAACAAGUGCACGCAGAAGGCGGUUUCGAGAUCCGUAAUUGGAUAAGUAACUCCAAACGUGUCGUACAGGCCUUACAAGAAGCUGGAACGGAAGAAAAAAAUCUCGACAUGUCGUCGGAAAUAGCCACGGAAAAGGUCCUUGGAAUGUGGUGGUGCACAGAGUCGGAUACCUUCACCUACAAGGUUGGAUGGGAUCGUUACGGUCGAGCGUUGCUGGAAGGUCGACAUCGUCCAACAAAAAGGGAAAUGUUGCGCAUCCUUAUGUCCAUGUUCAACCCACUUGGGCUUAUUGCGCAGUUUCUUAUGUACCUAAAAAUCCUUCUGCAAGAAGUCUGGCGUUCUGGGAUAGACUGGGAUGAUCAAAUUGAUGAUGUUCUGUACAAAAAAUGGCAAACGUGGCUAGAAGUGUUGCCGCAAGUCGAGCGGAUAUUUCUCGAAGCUACUUUCGUCAACAAACUGCUGCAAACGGAGACGUCCAACUUCACACAUUUGUUGAUGCGAGUGCGAAUGGAAUUGCCGCUGCCUGCUACUUACGUUUCACCCAUGGCAAUAUCGUGGAAUGUAGCUUAG